AUGAUCACGGCUUUCCGCCGUCGCCUCCUCGGUGAUGGCCAUACAUAUAGCCUCAUUGGCAGCCCCCAGGAUGUCGAAGACCAGCUUUGGAGGAGGAAGCAUUAUAUUCUGUUGAUCAUGCUGGUUGCGCUUGCUGGGCUGGCGGCUGUGUUCGUCUCUGGACGAAGGUCGUACGGGAUUGAGACGUGCGAUACGGUUGCGCAUGGGUUUCAAUGCGGUACUACGAUCUCACAAUACUGGGGCCAGUACAGCCCGUACUUCAGCGUGCCCCCCGAGAUCUCACCGGACAUUCCGGAAGGAUGCACCGUGACAUUCGCUCAGAUCUUGUCCCGGCAUGGCGCUCGCGACCCGACUGCUUCGAAGACCGAGGCCUACAACGCCACGAUCCAGAAGAUCCAGGCCAACGUCAGGAAGUUCUCUGGCAAAUAUGCUUUUCUCGCCGAUUAUGAGUACACACUUGGAGCGGACCAGCUUACUACGUUUGGUCAGCAGGAGAUGGUGAACUCGGGUAUCAAGUUCUACGAGCGCUACAGAGAUCAGACGCGGGAUAUUGUGCCUUUUAUGCGAUCUUCUGGAGAAGACCGUGUCGUCGAGAGUGCUCUGAACUUUACUCAAGGUUUCACAGACGCUAAAGCUGCCGAUUCGCAAGCGAAGCAUGGCAGCAAAGCAUAUCCGACAGUCGAUGUUAUCAUUCCAGAGGCAGACUACGGCAUCAACAACACGCUCAACCACGACCUCUGCACAGCUUUCGAGAACGGCACCGAUAGCUCGAUCGCCGACGACGUACAGGAGACAUGGACCAACAUCUUCGCAAAGCCGAUCAGGAAACGACUGAACUCACAUCUGCCUGGCGCACAUCUCACGCUCCAGGAGACAAUCUAUGUUAUGGAUCUCUGCCCCUUCAACACCGUCGCUUCUCCUACCGGCGAGCUGUCACCGUUUUGCAACCUCUUCACUGAAGAAGAAUGGCACCAGUACAACUACUACGAGACUCUGGACAAAUGGUACGGCUACAGUUACGGCAAUCCACUCGGACCAACGCAGGGUGUUGGAUUCGCGAACGAGCUCAUCGCUCGUAUGACGGACAAGCCCGUCCACGAUGAGACGUCGACGAACCAUACCCUUGAUGACGAUCCGAAGACGUUCCCUCUCGGACGCCAACUGUAUGCGGACUUUAGCCACGAUAACGACAUGACAGCCAUAUUCGCGGCGCUCGGGCUGUACAACGGUACAGGGCAGUUCCCUAAAACCGAAGUGGUUGAGGCACGGGAUGCCAACGGCUACAGUGCGGCUUGGACGGUGCCAUUCGCUGCGAGGGCGUACUUUGAGAAGAUGACUUGCAGCGGGCACAAGGGCGAAUUGGUGCGGGUGCUCAUCAACGAUCGCGUGCUGCCGUUGACGCAGUGCGGUGGCGAUGGUCUUGGGAGGUGUACGUUGGCAAAGUUCAUUGAGAGUUUGGGCUUCGCGAAAGCGGGAGGAGAUUGGGAUAAGUGCUUCUUAUAG
Messenger RNA from Saxophila tyrrhenica, 1503 nucleotides. RefSeq lists its product as uncharacterized. The transcript has 3 exons. NCBI's taxonomy places the organism in Eukaryota, Fungi, Ascomycota, Dothideomycetes, Mycosphaerellales, Extremaceae. The coding region runs from base 1 to 1503 and encodes 500 amino acids. The record is from RefSeq and is a predicted model, not a curated record. Gene Ontology annotation, molecular function: acid phosphatase activity.